GGUUGAUUUUUUAACCACAAUCUGGCAACUCCAUUCCUUUCGCAAAUAUCGCGAUAGAGUUCCUGUGUUCGCGCUGACAGUGCAGUGAAACAAGUUUCCAUGCUGAUGAUUAGCAAUUUCAUAACUGUGGGUGAAUUUACAGUGAAGUAGAAAAUGGCCUCAUAUUUUGAUGAGCAUGACUGUGAGCCCACGAAUCCAGAAGAACAGUACCGACAGAACGCCCUGCUGGAGCUCGCCAGGUCUCUGAUGCAGGGUCUUGACAUAGACUCCGGUUCAUUUGAUUUGUCGGAUUGGGACCAGCGGCUCCCGCCUCCUGCAGCCAAAGCUGUGGUUCAGAGUCUUCCUGUGGUCAUCAUCUCCCCCGAACAAGCAGAUAAAGCACUGAAGUGUCCGGUGUGUUUGCUGGAGUUUGAAGAGCAAGAGACCGUGAGAGAGAUGCCCUGUAAACAUCUGUUCCACACGGGAUGCAUCAUGCCUUGGCUCAGUAAGACCAAUUCAUGCCCCUUGUGUCGACUUGAACUACCCACUGACAAUCCAGACUAUGAGGAGUUUAAAAAAGACAAGGAACGGAGAAGGCAAAGAGAACACCGACUAGAGGAUCUACAUGGAGCCAUGUACACAUGACCUCAGCACCUUCAAGAUUUGAAUAUGGUUUCAACUUUCAGUUUGUUGGAAGUGAGAGUUUACUGCGCAGGGACCAGGCUUUGAAGUGAUUGCGUUUGUGUGUACUUGAAAACAACGUUUUUAAUAUUAUCACUUUUAAGACUGCUUUGAUUGGCUAUGCACUGAGAACUGUUUGUAUGAAACUGUAACAUAGCCCUAUAGACCUUUCUGAUUUCAUUAAACCUUUUAAAUAAAGCAGUUGCUUUUUUGUUUUAGUGUGAAAUUGUGUUUGUUCGCUCUAUGAUUUCAUAUUCAUUCGUUUUAUUCCCUGAAGAGAUUUCUUGCCUUUUAAGUACUGAAAAAAUAUUGUGCUGAUAAGCGAUGCCAUAGUUAAUAUAAUAAUUUCUAGGAUGUACAGUGGCACACUUGUCACUUUAGGCGUGACUUUCCCAGUUAAGAAAUGAAACCCUCCUUAUGUAAAACGGUAGACCUCUACCUCAUGAAAAAUGUAUGUGAUUUUUAGGUGUGUAAAUUAUUACAAUGAUUCAACAUGCUUGUACUGACUAAUGAUGGAGCAAAAACACUCUCUGAAUUUGUAAAAUGUUAAACUAUCUUUUCCAUAUUUUUAAAUAAAAAGUGAGCUUCGCUAACAUAGUGUGUAUUAUUUCAAGUGUGUUGAAUUUGUCUUUAAAUGAUCACAGACAGACGUACAGAUACACUUGUUUAUUUUCCAUCAGACAUUUUGGUAAUUCAAUAUAAACCUUUGUCAAAUAAAAACAUUGAAAUUAUCCGUAGAUCUUACUUAUUUACAGAAGUAAUGUAUAAAAGAAAAAUAUUCUCUGCAUUGUUUUUAUUUCGAUUUUGGAGUGUGAACCUCGCGUCAUUGUUGUUCUUAAUAGACACACUGUGUUGAUAAAAAUACUUUGAUUACAUCAUUUAAAGGCAUCAGAAAAAUAACUUCUAUCCAGACAACUGCUGAAACAUCAAA
Molecule: messenger RNA, 1591 nt
Organism: Carassius gibelio (silver crucian carp)
Lineage: Eukaryota; Metazoa; Chordata; Actinopteri; Cypriniformes; Cyprinidae
Gene: rnf181
Product: ring finger protein 181
Exons: 6
Coding region: 154-624 (156 amino acids)
Biological process (GO): protein ubiquitination
Cellular component (GO): cytoplasm
Molecular function (GO): ubiquitin protein ligase activity
Source: RefSeq, a predicted model, not a curated record